UUCCUUGGGCCGCGCACCCCCUCCUCCCACCUCUAUCCUUCCCCCACCCGUUUUGUGUGCCCCUCCCGCUGCGACUGGCUGGGCGGCUAGGUCGCCCCCGCCCCAAGAGGGAGGCGGGGGCGCCAGCCGCGGCGGUCACCCGAGGCUGCAGAGGGAAACGAGAUCCGAGGCCCCGAGGCGGCCCUGCAUCUGGACCCGACCCGCGGGGGCUGCUUCUGCACCCCCAGCUCAGGGCCGCCGGGCCUGGCCUCGCCGCGGGUGAAGGAGUUUCCUCCUCGCCUCUGGCUGCAGGCACCCUGAGCCUUCUUGAUUCCGCAGGGGGGCUCACCCGUGGCCCCCCAUGAGCGCGCCCGGCUGAGCGCUCGGGGGGUGGGCAGCGGGGCCAUGGCUUCUCUGGACUUGCCUUACCGCUGCCCACGCUGCGGGGAGCACAAGCGCUUCCGAAGCCUGUCUUCGCUGCGCGCACACCUGGAGUACAGCCACACCUACGAGACGCUCUACAUCCUCUCCAAGACCAACAGCAUCUGCGACGGCGCGGCGGCCGCAGCCGCCGCAGCCGCGGCCUCUGGCUUCCCGCUGGCUCCGGAGCCCGCCGCCCUGCUGGCAGUGCCGGGCGCUCGGCGCGAAGUCUUCGAGAGCACGUCCUUCCAGGGCAAGGAGCAGGCGGCGGGGUCGUCGCCCGCAGCGCCACACCUGCUGCACCACCAUCACCACCACGCGCCCCUCACCCAUUUCCCCAGCGACCUGGUGCCCGCCAGCCUGCCCUGCGAGGAGCUGGGCGAGCCGGGCCUGGUGCCCACAGCCGCCGCCCGCUACGCGCUGCGGGAGAUCGAGAUCCCGCUGGGGGAGCUGUUCGCCCGCAAGUCCGUAGCCUCGUCCGCGUGCUCGACUCCCCCGCCGGGGCCAGGACCUGGCUCCUGCUCUGGGCCUGUCUCCGCCUCGCCAGCUUCCCCCUCGCCAGCCGAUGUGGCUUACGAGGAGGGCCUGGCGCGUCUGAAGAUCCGCGCGCUGGAGAAGCUGGAGGUGGACCGGCGGCUGGAGCGGCUGAGCGAGGAGGUGGAGCAGAAGAUCGCGGGCCAGGUAGGCCGGCUGCAGGCAGAGCUGGAGCGCAAGGCAGCAGAGCUGGAGACAGCGCGGCAGGAGAGCGCACGCCUAGGGCGCGAGAAGGAGGAGCUGGAGGAGCGAGCCUCUGAGCUCUCCCGUCAGGUGGAUGUGAGUGUGGAGCUACUGGCCUCGCUCAAGCAGGACCUGGUGCACAAGGAGCAGGAGCUGAGCCGAAAGCAGCAGGAGGUGGUGCAGAUUGACCAGUUUCUGAAGGAGACGGCGGCACGGGAGGCCAGCGCCAAGCUGCGGCUGCAGCAGUUCAUUGAGGAACUCCUGGAGCGGGCUGACCGCGCCGAGCGGCAAUUGCAGGUUAUCAGCAGCAGCUGUGGCAGCACACCUAGUGCCAGCCUGGGCCGUGGAGGCGGCGCCAGUGGUGCUGGGCCUGGUGGUCGGGGCCCAGGGAGAAUGCGAGAACACCACGCGGGCUCGGCCAUGCCUAGUACAUAUGCAGUGUCACGGCAUGGCUCCUCUCCCAGCACAGGGGCCUCCAGCCGCGUCCCUGCUGCAUCCCAGAGCUCAGGCUGCUAUGACAGUGACAGCCUGGAGCUGCCCCGGGCAGAAGAGGGGACUCCUGAAGACAGUGGCCCUGGGGGACUGGGCACUCGGGCUCAGGCUGCCAAUGGCAGCUCAGAGCGGGCCCAGCCCCCUCGCAGCUCAGGCCUGAGGCGCCAGGCCAUCCAGAACUGGCAACGCAGACCCCGUCGGCACAGCACGGAGGGGGAGGAGGGUGACGUCUCGGAUGUGGGUUCCCGAACCACUGAGUCUGAGGCUGAGGGUCCCUCGGAUACCCCCCGUUCAGGGCCUGCUAUGGCUGGACCAUUGAGCAGCUGCCGGCUCUCAGCCCGCUCUGAAGGAGGUAGUGGGCGAGGUCGGAGAGCUGAGAGGGGCAGCCCCUCCCGCUCCAACGAGGUCAUCAGUGCAGAGAUCCUCAAGAUGCGCGCCGCCCUGUUCUGCAUCUUCACCUACCUGGACACGCGCACACUACUGCAUGCUGCUGAGGUCUGCCGGGAUUGGCGCUUCGUGGCCCGCCAUCCCGCCGUCUGGACACGAGUGCUACUUGAGAAUGCCCGGGUCUGUUCCAAGUUCCUGGCAAUGCUGGCCCAGUGGUGCACCCAGGCCCACUCACUGACACUGCAGAACCUGAAGCCCCGGCAGCGGGGCAAGAAGGAGAGCAAGGAAGAGUAUGCCCGGAGCACCCGGGGCUGCCUGGAAGCAGGGCUGGAGUCCCUGCUGAAGGCAGCAGGGGGGAAUCUGCUGAUUCUACGCAUCUCCCACUGUCCCAACAUCCUCACUGACCGCUCACUCUGGCUGGCCAGCUGCUACUGCCGUGCCCUGCAGGCUGUCACCUACAGCAGGAGUGCCACAGACCCUGUGGGCCAUGAAGUCAUUUGGGCGCUGGGUGCAGGCUGCAGAGAGAUCGUCUCCCUCCAGGUGGCGCCACUUCACCCCUGCCAGCAGCCCACACGCUUCAGUAACCGCUGCCUGCAGAUGAUUGGUCGCUGUUGGCCCCACCUCCGGGCCCUGGGGGUUGGGGGUGCUGGCUGCGGGGUGCAGGGCCUGGCAUCACUUGCGAGAAACUGCAUGAGGCUGCAGGUCCUGGAGCUGGACCACGUAUCAGAGAUCACCCAGGAGGUGGCAGCAGAGGUCUGCCGGGAAGGCCUGAAGGGACUGGAGAUGCUGGUGCUCACAGCCACCCCUGUCACCCCCAAGGCCCUGCUGCAUUUCAACAGCAUUUGUCGGAACCUCAAGUCCAUUGUGGUCCAGAUUGGGAUUGCCGACUAUUUUAAGGAACCCAGUAGUCCUGAAGCCCAGAAGCUGUUUGAAGAUAUGGUAACAAAACUCCAGGCCCUGCGUCGGAGGCCCGGCUUCUCUAAGAUACUGCACAUCAAGGUGGAAAGUGGCUGCUAACCCGGGUGGGGGGCGGCAGGGUCACUGCCAGCCCCACACCAAGACACAUUCUUUGGACCUCCAGAGGGACUCUGAUUUGGACUAUAGACCUUCAGAGAGCUGCUAUUAUCCUUGGCUUUUAGGGAGAGGUAGAUAGUUCCGUGGCCUCUGGAGCAACAGACAUGACCUUGGGCACAGCCUUUCCAGGCCAGGGGCUCAGACGGAAGCUACCCUGACCUUCACCCCUUCCCUAGGUGGGGCAGCCUAUGGACAUGACACAGCCAGCAAGGAGCUAAGUCGCCACCAGCACUGGUGUCAUCGCUUCUAGGAUCUGCAGUAGCCACCCAGUGGCUUCCCAGUAAUAGUCUGCUUAGGCCACUGUCCUGUCAGAAACCUCUUCUGAUCCCCAUCCAGAGGGGGUUCUAGAAGGCAGUUCACAUUUGGCAAGGAGAGUUCCUCUUCGUCCUCUGCUUCUGUGGGGGGACACUUCAGAUACUUACCUGCACUCUGGUCCACAUUUGCUAGGGGUAACACAGACAGGUGUAGGGGUCUAGGCCUGUGGGGUUGCAGGACAGUGAGCUAAUGGCAGAGGGUUUGGGGAAGGCAAAACCUACAACUUCUUCCUGGGAUGUUGAAACCACCCCUCCUGAAGGGAGGAAAUUUCCAGGUAAAAGAAAAUUUAAAGUUUCUAUUGCUGUAGAAAAGACAAGAUCCCUGCCCAUCCACCACAUACCCUGAGACACCCCAAAGCUAAGUUCAGAACUAAAAGGCGCAUGUUCUUAUACCUGCCAUCAGUCCCAGUCUCUGGAGGGGUUAGGUCCCCAGCCUGGGAAGUGUCAGCAAUGGAGAAGCAGCUUUUGUCUUCAAGCAAUGUCUCUUAAAAAAAAAAAAAAAAAUUAUAUAUAUAUAUAUGGCAGCCAGAAAUUGAGAGGGAAGGGAGAGAUAAAGGGAGACAGAGACACCUGCAGACAUACUUCACCACUCAUGAAGCUUCCCCCUGCCCCCACAGGUGGAGGCUGGGGGCUGUACCCAGGUCCUUGUACACUGUAACGUGUGUUCAGCCAGGUGUGCCAACACCCAGCCCCCAAGCAAUGUCUCUUUAAUCCACAGGGUUUGGGUUUGGGCUGUCAUGAGCUGAGGCAGGGCAGAGGUAUGGAGGGUGGUUUGUUUUGUUUGAAGAUGUAAGUGGGUAAGAAGUCAAACCUAUGGGGCCAAGAAAGAGGAAGUAGAGCCUGGUCAGCCUGCCCCUUCUCAGUCUCUGCUGGACCCAUGGGCUAAGGUCUGUGUUGGGGUCUAAGCCGGAGCAACUUACAGGAGCUUCAAAAUGCAAGUGGAGGUUUUCCACUGAUCUUACCCUCCAGAUCCAGCAUGAAGCUCCUAAGACUUAGGUCUCCCCAUUUUUUCCUCUCAGGACUUCCACAGUGGCACAGACUGGGUCCUGCCAACAUUUAUUUAGAAAAUUAUUUAAAAUACUAACCUAGAUUUGUCUUAGGUUUUCUUUCUGUGUAGGAUCAGCUCUUGGUUCUAACCAUUAGACCCUAACUUAGGUCUUCCAGUUUCUCAGUUUUUUCCAGGGACCCAAAUUUUUGCCACAACCUGAAUUGGACAUCAAGAAUAAGCCUUAGAUUACCCACUGAGUCCUCCAGAGCUAGGCCCCCACAAGCUCAGUGGUGCACCCAGCUCCAUACCAAGCUGUCUUGACUCUUCAAAAAAUUUUUUCUUUCUGGACUCCAAAUGCAGAGGACACCAUUUUGGCAAAACCCUGACCAGUCCUGCAGGAAGCUUUGGCUGUUUUGCACUCCUACUCCCUACCCCAGAGCAGCUGGCUCCUGCUUCCCUAGCUCAGACCCCAGGAGUCACAGGAAGGAGAAGCACAAUUUUUCUCUAUCCUCCAAAGGCCUGGGAGGGAGGUAGAGGUUCAUUCACUCAGGACCUGGCUGCCCUGGACAUGUAUGGCUUGCUUGCCAAGUGUACCCUAUAUAGCCCCUGCUUCCUGCCAUCCCUGGACCUGCAGUGCCGUCUUCCUGUCUCCUGGACAAAGCACAAAGGAAUACCUGAGCACUAGCCUGAGCUUGUCUACUGAGGAUCCUUUUGUCCCAGGAAGCCCAUUAUUGAAUAUUAAGGCUUUUGGCAAUACCUCCCUGGGUGGGUAUGCCCACUGGAAGCCCUGGCACCAGCACUGGGAAAGGAAGUAUGGGUGCGUGGGCAGUGAUUUCAAACAGGAGAGGUAGUGCUGAGAGUUCGGAUGCUACCAGGCUCCAAAACUCAUUCACACAUCAGCACCGAGCAAAGCAUCACCAGGAGGACAAAAGGAGCAAAAAGCCCCUCCUUUAGGUGAGAAGUUUGCUUCUCAUGACUGUUUUCUAGAAUCUCACCAUGCCUCCUACCCCUUAUUCUUCAGCUGAGUGUGUGAAGUAUGGGAGUGCAACUUGCACACCUCUCCCUAGGGCUGACACUUGCGGCCUUCAUGCAUGCCUUCAAAACUGGAUGGCUUGCCAGACCCUCCUGUUAUUCCUAUGCUUCUCGUCAGGGGGGAUGAACCCUGAUUCUGAGUGGGGAGCUUGUGUUUGCUAGAGUGCUCCACUUAUUCACCACUUUAGCAAUCAUACAGCUAGGGCUGAGGACAGGGAACAGGGAUGGAAGCACCUUGUCUUUGACUUAAAGGAAAAUCCUCUGCCACGUCCUAUCUAAUAAGAGGCAAAGAAAGGAAUAUCGGCAAGCCACAGCAGGCCUGAUAGGGGUCCUAGGCAUGUGUAGAGGUCCCAUGGGUGCUGGCUGCUUGGUGGCUCUACUACCUCCCUUACUCUACAGCCUCUCCCCAGCAUCUGGCAGGGUCAGCAUAUUCAGCUUGAGUGCUUCACGCUUUGUUCAGGCUGCCUUUCCAUAGCACUGGCAGAAAACAAAGGAGAUGCACAAAUAGACAAAUCUGGAUCCCUCUAAGGGAGAGGGCUGGUCAAACCAUAGUUUCUUACUGGCUAGGGGGAACCGUGAACCAAGAACCAAGGCAGCUCAUGUUUACCUAGUCCAGUGAGAGUGGAGUUUGAGCCAGCUCAAGAAUUCCUGCCCACAUAAGGAAAAACAAAACAAAAUAUUGCAGGUUGCUUUAUGGUUUGGCUUCAUUCUUUGCCUUUGGAUCCUGCCUGUUCCCCUGAUCCUGGUCUCUAAUCUUUGGGCCAUGGGUGGGGAAUUGCCCAGAUCCCAGACUUUUUAAGGCACUAAGUUGAAAAUCUUCCCAAACUACUGGUGCCCAAGACCCAGUUCCUGGUGAACUUGCAGUGGAAACAAUAGAAAUAGAGGACCCAAAUAACCAGUCAACUUAAACUGAUGAGAUCUAUUCCUGCCUGCCAGUCCCUGGUGAGUGUAACUACCUUCACCCCUUGGGGCCUGGCACCUCUAUUACCCCUGGUGUCCAUGCUUUCUCACCCAGCCUUGCCCUGGGCCUGCAUUUCUGUAUAUAUUGCUGUGUAUUGUGUGUAUGUAUGUAUUCCCGGACAAGUGUUUUCAUCUGUAGCCCUUGCCUGAGGAUAAGGUUUAAGAUUGGGUGAAGAUCAGAAUACCAGGGCCAACUAAGGCAACUAGCUCCUAUUCUUUUUCCAAUCCUUGGGACUCUUGUCAGUCUCAAGACUGCCCUGACAAUCAGGCAGGCUUCCCCACUAUGAGUCCCAGCCUCCCCUGCCACUGCUGGCAUGGCCCCAGGGAGGCUAGACCUUGGGAGCACCCAGUCUGCUCUGGCAGGGGUCUUAUAAUCAGGUGCAGAGGUUCAAGAUGAUUUAGGCAUACUCUGUCUAGCACCAGUUGGCUUGGCUCUAGUGGGUACUGCUGAAGGGGACCUACCUCCACAGGUGGCCCCCAGAUCCUACCUUCCCUGUAUAGCCAGGUUACAAUAGGCCUGAGCAACGAGAAGGCAGCGAUCCCUCACCCCAAGCACAUCAGGCAGAGGGGUGGAGAACAUCUUUUUUUUUUUUUUUUAAUUUUGUUUCUGAAGUGGUGCCUGUACCUCCAGCCCCCAGGGGGCCUUCCCUGGCCCCACUUCUCUCCCACCUAGGCAUCACCAUCCCAGCACUUUGCUUCAUGUCACCCAUAGAUGCCCUUUGCUGAAUGUACCUAAGUGUAUGAAUUUAAAGGACUCACAUGGGCAUCAGGGAAUUUAUGGCUUUGUAUCAAUCAAAUAAAAGAUGGUGAAACUGGACUAUCUGCCUUGGGGAAAUAAAUAUUAAGUGGCUAUA
This is a messenger RNA of Erinaceus europaeus (western European hedgehog), 7217 nucleotides long. RefSeq names its product F-box protein 41 (gene FBXO41). NCBI's taxonomy places the organism in Eukaryota, Metazoa, Chordata, Mammalia, Eulipotyphla, Erinaceidae. The transcript is spliced from 13 exons. The record is from RefSeq and is a predicted model, not a curated record. Gene Ontology annotation, molecular function: protein binding. The coding region runs from base 385 to 3012 and encodes 875 amino acids.